UGGACCCGUCCAGUCCAAUACGUAAUCCCAGUCGUUUUCUCAUUUCCUAUUGCAAAAGUAUCUUAUAUAUCUGUCACCCCAAGCUAUUUCCCACCGCAUUCUUCAGUGUUUCCUCUGAUAAGCUUGUCAUCUCUAGGCUUUGUGAGGUCCCAUCCAUUUUUGAUAUCUUUAUUGUCUUGUCUCGUUGGCCCACUGGGCUCCCUCGAAAAUGUUGCUUCACCAGAUAGCAUGCUGGCUGUCUUUUGGUACAGCUGCCUUAGCAGCAACCAUUCCUCGUGAUCCCUCUGUCCAGCAGGGUUCACCUGUCAUCGUCGAGAGACAGGCAACUACAACUACUCCAGUUCCCGACGGAGAGUGCACCAACGGUCCUCGAACGAGGAAUUGUUGGUCUAAAGGUUUCAGCAUUGCGACCGACUUCGACGCGAAAUCUCCACCGGCCGGCAAAACUGUUACUUACAACCUUGUUAUUACAAACACGACUUUGGAUCCCGACGGAUCCGGGCCAAGACUUGCCAUGCUCAUUAACGGCACAUAUCCCGGUCCGACUCUCAGAGCGUCUUGGGGAGAUACUCUCGUAAUCAAUGUGAAGAGCGAACUGCAACAUAAUGGGACGGGCAUUCAUUGGCAUGGUGUGAGACAGUUGAACUCGUGUCAGCACGACGGAGUUGGAGGAGUGACGGAAUGCCCCAUUGCACCGGGCCACACGCGGCAAUAUGUCUUCAAGUGCACUCAGUUCGGUACCACCUGGUAUCACUCGCAUUGGAGCGCGCAGUAUGGCGACGGAGUCGUUGGUACUCUCAUCAUUGAUGGCCCGGCCACUGCCAACUACGAUGAGGACCUUGGUGUGAUGCCUAUCACAGACUGGUACAACAAGCCUGCGUUUGAGUUGAAUGAGCAGGCGCAGCUGUCGCGGACCGGGCCUCCUGUUCCGAACAAUAUCCUGGUGAAUGGCAUGCACAAGAGUAAAGGUGGUAAGGGUGAAUACUACAAGUUGAAGGUUCAAAAGGGCAAGAAAUAUCGCGUCAGAUUGAUUAACACGGCGGUCGACAGUGUAUUCCAUGUCUCUUUUGACGGGCAUCCAUUCACAGUCAUCACUUCGGAUUUCGUUCCCAUCAAACCAUUCGUGGCGACGCAGUUGACUCUCAACAUUGGCCAACGUUACGACGUCGUCAUCAAUGCCAAUCAGACAGUGGGGAACUACUGGGCUCGAGUGGCCGUUGGCACUGAUUGUGGAGACAACGAAAUCAUUGACGCGGGCAUUCCGAUGGGAGCGAUCUUGCAGUAUGAAGGAGCGCCCGACGCUGAGCCUACCUCGACCGGUGUUGAGAUGAGAACCAGCUGCGUGGACGAGACCAACCUUGUCCCCUUCGUGCCGAACACGGUUCCUUCUAGCAUUGUUCCGCAGAAUGAACUCGCUCUCAACCACGUCCAAGACGCCACGACGAACAACCUGUUCAGAUGGACAAUCGAUGGUUCUCCCCAAGUGGUCAAUUGGACGCAGCCCAGUCUGAAGACGACAUUGGAGCAGGGGCCCGAUUACGGCAACCACAGCAACGUCUACGAGAUUGCAACCAAAGAUAACUGGUAUCUGUGGUGGAUCCAGACGCGCACCUUCAUCCCGCUCCCCCACCCCAUCCACCUCCACGGCCACGAUUUCUACAUUGUCGGAAAGGGCUCCGGCGUCUGGGACGGCAACACGGCGGGACUGACCUUCAACAACCCCACGCGUCGCGACACGGCGACGCUCCCGGCGGGCGGAUAUCUCCUCCUCGCCUUCCCCGCCGACAACCCGGGUGUCUGGGUGAUGCACUGCCACAUUGCGUGGCACGCCGCCCAGGGCCUCAGCGUGCAGUUUUUGGAGAGGAAGAACGAGAUCUCGCAGGCCAUUGGCAAUCGGGAUGAGUUCAACAGGGGGUGCCAGGAGUGGGCCGAGUACUGGCGGCCGGGCAAUCAUCCGUAUGAACAGACCGACUCGGGGCUUUGAGAGGAGAGGAGAGGAUAUACCGAGUGGGUUGUUUGACGUCCGUUUUUGUUGUUGC
Molecule: messenger RNA, 2039 nt
Organism: Westerdykella ornata
Lineage: Eukaryota; Fungi; Ascomycota; Dothideomycetes; Pleosporales; Sporormiaceae
Exons: 12
Coding region: 209-1984 (591 amino acids)
Molecular function (GO): copper ion binding; oxidoreductase activity
Source: RefSeq, a predicted model, not a curated record